This is a messenger RNA of Trichobilharzia szidati, 1363 nucleotides long. Lineage: Eukaryota; Metazoa; Platyhelminthes; Trematoda; Strigeidida; Schistosomatidae. The record is from the annotation of a GenBank genome assembly.
UAUUGACUCUAGGUCAUUGGUCGACCGUUGUCGCACUGAUCUGGUAACCUUGAUGGGCUUGCUGGAUAGAUGGGGUUCGCCUAGAUAUGUCUUGGCCCCCAUGGUUGAUGGGAGUGAACUGGCAUGGAGAAUGCUAGGUCGGAAAUAUGGGGUGCAGCUGUCGUUCACACCUAUGAUAAACUCAACUUCUUUUCUAACCAACAUGAAAUAUCGCGAAAGCUGCCUGCAGUUUGCACCAGAAGACCGGCCACUCAUCGUUCAAUUUUGUGCUAAUUCUCCAGAGAAGUUUGUGAAAUGUGCUAAAUUAGUACAACAACAUUGUGAUGCAGUUGACUUAAAUCUUGGGUGUCCUCAAGGAAUUGCUAAAAGAGGUCAUUAUGGAGCAUUUUUGCAGGAAGAAUGGGACCUGAUUAAGUCAAUUGUCAGCAAAGCUUCGCUAGAACUAAGUGUACCGGUCACUUGCAAAAUUAGAAUAUUUAAAGAUAUUGAACAAACAGUCAAUUAUGCCAAGUUUCUUGAAGCAGCAGGAGCUUCAAUGCUUACAGUUCAUGGGCGCACAAGGGAAAUGAAAGGUCAGAAAACUGGGCUGGCUGAUUGGGAUCAAAUAAGAGCAGUGAAAAAAGCUGUGAAAAUACCAGUUAUCGCCAACGGGAACAUCCAGUAUCUGUCGGAUGUCCAUCGGUGUUUACACAUGACGGAAGUUGAUGCAGUUAUGAGUGCAGAAGGUCAUCUUCAUAACCCAGCUCUAUUUUCUGGACAUCAACCAUCUGUAUUUACUAUGUGCUUUGAGUACCUUGAGUUUGUUGAAAAAUAUCCUACAUCCUUACAGAUUAUCAGAGGACAUAUAUUUAAACUUUGUCACUUCACGUUGGAUGAACAUUCAGAAUUUCGUCCAACGAUUGGGUCAGCUCAAACAACUGAAGAAAUAAUAGAAGCCUUACAAAGAAUGCAGAAUGAGUGUUCUUUAUGCACUGGUAAUAAAUUUACCAACCUGUCACAUCCGCAUUGGAUAUGCCAACCGUAUGAACGCCCAAAGACACUGGCAGAAAAUGAUUCAAUCAAUAGAACAGAUAUUCAAGAGGCAGAUAUUAAUCUAUCAACCAAAAAGACUCAGCUAGCUGAACAACGCCUUAAACGAAGAGCUUUGAAAAAGGAGGCCAAACUUGCUAAGAAAAUGGCAGUUAUUGAAGGAAAACUCAUCUGUACCAGUUGCAACAAAAAUCGAAUGAGUGUAAACUGUGUCCGAUCAGUUUGUCGUGCAUGCUGUGAAGAUCAGAGCAACUCCCCUCAAAAUAUGCUAACAUCUAUCCACUGUUCAACCCAUCGAUUUAGUCGAAAAGUAACUACUGCAUUCACAGAUUAA